Molecule: messenger RNA, 2541 nt
Organism: Theileria annulata
Lineage: Eukaryota; Apicomplexa; Aconoidasida; Piroplasmida; Theileriidae
Exons: 2
Coding region: 1-2541 (846 amino acids)
Biological process (GO): mRNA splicing, via spliceosome
Cellular component (GO): nucleus
Molecular function (GO): RNA binding
Source: RefSeq, a predicted model, not a curated record
AUGGUUUAUAAUAUUGGAAGAAAAGAUAAUAUAAGAAGUAGGGAUGAUAUUAGAACAAGAGAUGAUAACAGAACUAGAGAUGAAAUUGGUAGAAGAGAUGAUGGUUAUAAACCUUGGUUUAGAAACAGGAGCAAUUAUUCUAAUUCCAAAUCCUCAUCAAAAUAUUUAAAUAAUUCCAAUACUUCAGAAGAUACUAAAGAUUAUUCUAAUAGACAUAAAUAUCAUUUUCAAUCUGAUCGCAAUUCACCAAAAACUCCAUUUGAUACUCUUAAUAACAAUAAUAAUACAAAUAACUCUAAUAAUACACAGAAUAAGGAUAUAAAUAAGGAUAAUGAGGAUAAUAAUGAGAAAAAUGAGAACAUAGAAGAAUUGGAAGAAGAAAGUAUAUUUUCAAAGUAUAAGAAUGAGAGGAAUUGGCGUUAUAAGAGUAGAGAAAUAUCAGAUGAACGUCGAUUAGUAAUUUUAGUUCGAUGUUUGGAUUCUGAUGUCACUGAAGAUAAUAUUGAGUCUGUAGUAUCAGAAAUAGCAAUUAAAAAUGGAUUUUCAACCCCUAACAACGUUAGCAUUUGUUCAUUCCAUACGAAUAAUAUUUCUGGUGAACUUAGGCCUAUUAAUACAGGCACUAUUCAUUCUCAAUCAAGUGUACCAGGUUCUGGAAUCACAUUGGAGCGUGUUGGAAUAGUGAAAUUCCCUUCAACAAGUGCCGCAGAUCGUUUCAUGUCAUCUACACGUAAACGUACAAUUAAAAUCAAUGGCCGAGAAUAUUAUAUUCAAUAUGACACGAGUGAUAAUGUGACUGAUGAAAGUGAAGUGGCAAAUACAGAAUUAGCUGCGGCAAUGUCAGACGUAACAAGUUUACUUGAAAAGAGAAAAUUGAAUUCUGAUUGGACCUGUCCUUCAUGUAGAUUCUUAAAUUUUGCACGUAGAGUAGUUUGUCUUACUUGUGGUCUUCCAAAACCUACUGAUGAGGAGGUGGAAAUACAAAAUAAAGCUAUUGAAAUUGAAGCCAUGAAUCAGGCUAAAAUAUUACAAUCAAGUCUAUCAGAUAUUUCCUCAUGGCUAAUACUCAAAAAUCUAUCACAAUCUGAUGAUAUAAUCAAAUUAAUCAUUACAUUAAUUAAUACUAUACAAUCAUCUAUAGAUUAUAUUCAACGUGUUAUUUAUAUUACUCCCGUUACGGUGACUGGUCCAACUACUAAUAUUACGGGAAAGGGAGCUGAUUCUAUGGGUAUGGAGUGUACUAGUAGUAAGGAUACUGAGGGAACUGGUGCCGUUGGAGCAAGCACCGUAACGGACACCCUAACGGAAGAAACUAGAAAUGGAUUUAUGUUUAUAAUAUUUAAUAAUAAUAAUAUAAUUGAACAAUAUUUGAAAAUGAAGGGAGGAAUAAGAACAUUUUUAAUACAAUGUAAUAAUUUAUAUUAUAGAGUUGAUACUGUUAAUUCUAGAGAACGUCAUGCCGCUGAAGAAUUAUUCAAAAAAAUCAAAUUACAAACUCUUAAAAAUUCAUUCCAUACCAAUACCCUUAUUAGUAACUCCUUUAACCCAAAUAAUACCCUUAAUCCUAAUAAUACCCUUAAUCCUAAUAAUACCCUUAAUCCUAAUAAUACCCUUAAUCCUACUACUAUGGUCAACACUGGUAUUAUGGUCAACACUGGUAAUUUGGUAAAUCAAAUGAUUAAUGGAAAUAUGUUGGAUAUGAAUGAUAUAAGUAAUUUGAAAAUAAAAUAUACAAGUAUAAAUAAUAUAAGAAAUCAAUUAAGUAUAAGUGAUCCACAUGAGAUAAAUAAAAUGUAUAUGAAAAGUUGGAUGUCGGAAUGUAUAUUAUUACCAAAUGGGAAACCAGAUAUUGGUACAUUUCAAUAUGAUCCCAAUUCUGAUUAUUUCUUUGAUCAUCAACUUUCAUUAUAUUAUGAUGCCGCUAGUGGUUAUUAUAUGUCACUCACUGGUAAUUAUUUCAUCUAUAAUGAACAACAACAAUCAUUAAUACAUGUUAUACCAAAUAAUAAAUCUAUACAUUUCAAUAAUCAAUCCAAUAGUGACAGUGUGAGUGUUAAUGGGAGUGGGAGUGAAGGAGUUAAUGUAGUAGAUGGAGGAGUUAGUGGUAUGGAAGGAGUAGAUGAAGUUAAUGAAGUUGGUAGUGGAGUUAGUAAAAUAUUAAAAUCAGCAAUGAAAAUAGCAAAAGAAUCACAAAAUAAUUUAAAACAGUUAAUUAAUAUACAAUCACAAAAUCAACAACAAAAUACAAUAAUGAAAAAUGUGAAGAAUAAUGAAAAUGUAAUAAAGAAUAUAAAAAAUGUUAAGGAGAGAUUUGAAUUUAAGAAUGAAUCUGAUGAUGAAUGUGAUAUGGAAGUUGAUACAACAAAUAGUAAUGUAAAAGAAGUUAAAUCAUUAGGAAAUGGAAUAAAUUAUGAAAAAGGAAUAGAAAUUAAUAAUAUUUGUUUUAUUUGUCUUCGAAUGUUUGAUAAUAUUGAAAAUCUCAAUAUACAUCAACAAGAAUCCAAAUACCAUCAAGCACUACUCACACAUAACAAUAUUUAA